Messenger RNA from Pantherophis guttatus, 4177 nucleotides. RefSeq names its product eosinophil peroxidase-like. Gene Ontology annotation, biological process: defense response to bacterium; response to oxidative stress. Gene Ontology annotation, molecular function: heme binding; peroxidase activity. Lineage: Eukaryota; Metazoa; Chordata; Lepidosauria; Squamata; Colubridae. The record is from RefSeq and is a predicted model, not a curated record.
UUUCGGUAAUCUGAAUUAAUGUUUCUGUUUCAAGAACAAGGAAGUGGGCUUUCUAUGUUUCAUCUUAUGCCACAAGAUAUUUUCUCUUGGCCCAAAUCAAACAAAGUUUUUUUUUUAAAGUCCUAUCUUAUUCAUUCAUGUCCACACCUAUUGAUCCAAGGAGUAUAAAAGCUUAGAUCAUUUAGCAAAACAGGGUGGAGAAUCAUCUGAAGAAGAACAGAGCAGAGAUGGAGAGAACAGUUGCUUUGCUCAGUCUUUUGAUAACAUUCAACCUCUUGAUGGUAUCUGAAUCUUACGUGAAAGAUCAUGAUGAUGAUGAUGACGAUGAUUUCUUUGAAGAGCUGAUUGAUAGAGAAUUUUUCAACAGCAUUAUUGAAGCCAAGCAGAAGGUGGAUCAGGCAUUUAUAUUAUCCCGGGAAAAACUAAAAGUAAGUUUGAAGAAGGAUGAUCUCCACCCUUCUGAUUUUCUGAAAUAUUUAAAAACACCCGUGGCAGGAACUAGGACUGCAAUCCGAUCUGCAAGUUAUAUGGAAACUGCUUUGAAUCUCUUAAAGAAGAAAAUACAAAAUAAGCACCUGGGACCAUUGAAUGUUACAGAUAUAUUAAGCAAACAGCAGAAAGAGACACUCUCCAGAAAAACUGGCUGCGAUUAUGUGAUCCAGCCAAUCCGUUGUCCACUGUACAGCCCUUACCGGACCAUUACUGGUGAAUGUAACAAUCGGGAGCACCCACAUUUUGGAGUAGCCAAUCAUGCCUACGCACGCUGGCUUCCAGCAGAAUAUGAAGAUGGCAUAUCCCUUCCAAGAGGACUAAUUGCGGGACAACUUUAUCAUGGACAUCCUCUCCCUCUGGUACGGCUAGUGUCUAAUGAGAUCAUCACAACUUCCAAUGAGAAUGUGACUCCUGAUGACCAACGCUCUCUUGCAUUCAUGCAUUUUGGGCAAUGGAUUGACCAUAACUUGGACUUAGCUCCUGAGAGCCCAGCCAACAUAGAUAAUGUCCACUGUGAUUCUUGUUGCAAUUAUGCACCCCCUGACUUUCCAAUUAAGAUCCCCCCUGGAGAUCCACGGAUUAAGACUCCGGGCAUCUGUCUGCCGUUUGUUAGGACAGCUGCAGCGUGCAACCCCACAACAUUUGUCCGUGAGCAGCUCAAUGCAAUCACCUCAUUCAUGGAUGCCAGUGCUGUGUAUGGGAGUCAAGAGCAACUAGCAAGGAGUUUGAGGAACCAAACCAACUCACUUGGUCUCAUGGCAAUCAAUCAGAACUUCACCGAUGCCGGACUGUCCUUUCUGCCUUUUGAGAUCAACUCCAAUAGCCUCUGUCUUCAUACAAAUAAAACUGCCAAAAUCCCAUGUUUUAAAGCAGGCGAUGCAAGGGUCGAUGAAAACCUGGGACUGAUAGCUAUUCACACUCUCUUUCUUCGGGAGCACAACCGGAUAGCCGGGGAACUGAAGAAGUUGAAUCCCCAUUGGAAUGGAGAGAGACUCUAUCAAGAAACACGGAAGAUCAUUGGUGCUUUAAAUCAGAUAUUCACAUACAGAGAUUACCUACCUCUACUUCUGGGCAACGAAUUCUAUAAACGGUUACCUGCGUAUAGAGGCUACAAUAAGAAUGUGGACCCCUCCAUCUCAAACGUUUUCUCCUUGGCCUUCCGAUUUGGGCAUGGUACUGUCCCACCCUUUGUACCCCGCCUGGAUGAGAAAUUCCAGAACUCUCUUCCCUUUUCCAAGACUCCACUUCAUCUCACUUUUAUGGCUCCAUGGAGGAUUGUGGCGGAAGGUGGCAUUGAUCCCAUUGUCCGUGGCUUUAUGGCAGACUAUGCCAAGCUGAUGAGGCAGGACCAGAUGAUGGUUGAGGAGCUUCAGGAACGGCUCUUUGAACAAUUGCACUAUAUUGGUCUUGAUCUAUCAGCUCUGAACCUGCAGAGGGGUCGAGACCAUGGUUUGCCAGGGUACAAUGCCUGGAGACGUUUUUGUGGCCUCUCUGCUCCCAGCAACGAAGCCCAGCUUGCUGUAGUCCUUCGCAAUCGUAAACUGGCAAAGCAGUUCAUCAAGCUUUAUGGAACACCUGAAAAUAUUGACAUCUGGAUUGGAGCCAUGGCUGAGCCCUUUGUCCCAAACGGGAGAGUGGGACCUCUCAUGGCCUGUCUCAUCGGAACUCAGUUUAGAAAACUCAGAGAUGGAGACAGAUAUUGGUGGGAGAACCGUGGAGUCUUUACCUCAUGGCAGCGCCGUGCUCUGAGAAGUGAUUCAUUUUCCCGAGUCAUUUGUGACAACACACACAUCAAAGAAGUGUCCAGAGAAAUUUUCCGAAUGAACCGCUAUCCAAGAGAUUUUGUGAGCUGCUACAAAAUCGAAAGUUUGGAUUUGUCAGCUUGGAAAGAAUAGACUCGAAACCAGAGCAGAAGGAUGAGACAGGAAGUGUGGGAUAGGACUUUGAGUCUGCAUGGAGGACCUGGAACCCGGCUGACUGUAGCCCCUUUCUCUCAUACUCUAAAACAGUGUUUCUCAACCUUGGCCGCUGGACGAUGUGAAUUCUGGGAGUUGAAGUCCACACAUCGUCCAGCGGCCAAGGUUGAGAAACACUGCUCUAAAACAUGAAACAGAAUGAUGCUAACCAGCUUCCACUGUCAAGGACAGGUCAUUUUAGUACUAUAAACUGGGUGCUGGGAAUCAAAUAAAAUGGGGCAAUUAACAGACCCUAUAAGUAAAUACAUAAUGAAAUUGAGGCCUCCCUGUACAAUAUUGCAUAAUUGUUAGAAUCCUGACUCAUUUCCCCAACUACUGCAUUUUCCUGAAGUGAAAAAUAUUUGGACCAGUUGUACUGAGUAUUUCCAGAUGGGAGCGGGGUGGGGGCCCCAAAAGGUCAGGAUAACCAUGCAGCCAAAGCCCUGUAUCUUUUUUUUAAUACAUCAAGUGUGCAAAAUUCUCAGCCCAACUCACCUCACAAGGAUGUUGUUAUGGGCAAAAUAGGAAGAGGAAGUGUGUUGGAUAUGUUCACCACCUUAUUUGUAAGAGUAAUAAAGGCAGGGAGUUAAAUAAAUAAAAUAUGUAAGAAAAAGGUGAGGUUUUGACCACACAGUUGUAGGUGUCCUCUUGACUUUUUUGACCUCCUCCCCCAAGGAUGUCUUGUUAGGAGACUUUUAUAGAGAGUUAGUGCCUUAACUGAGCACUAUUAUGUUGUUGUCCAUCAACUUUCCCACAGGAGAGGAACCUUCAACAUAACUAAGUUUGUACUGGACAAGCUGAUUCAAUCUGAAAUACAUGCUACAUCCUAUAGGGUUCUACAGACCAAAACUAGCACUUUGAUUUGUAGUCAGAACCUAUUGGGAACUAUUGCAGAGUCAGUACUGAUGUUAUGUGUGAAUAGCGGCUUUCAUCUGCCAACAAACAGGUUACUUCAUUUUGCAACAACAGCUAUUUUUGAGUAGUCUUCAAUGAUAGCACCAUGUAAAGGGCAUUCCAGUAAUCUAAUCACUAUCUUGAGCUUCUGCUCCACAAAGCUAUUUUGUUAGCCAACAAUGAAAACUCAAACUUUGAAUCAGAUGCAUUGUGUUAACUUUGACCCUUAAGAACAAUCUGAAUCAGGAGUAGAUAUUUUCAUUCUCUUUAGAAUAAGCUUUUUAAUGGGGCUCUGAAAAAUUUAUAGACACGAAGCUGGAUUUAAACACUUCUCUACAGUUAUGAACACAAAGAACUGGCAUUGGUUGGGCAUCUUAGCACUGUCACUUAUAAACUCUGGGUGUCGGUCAGUGGUGAGUUUCAAAAUUUUUUACUACCUGUUCUGUGGGUGUGGCUUGGUGGGUGUGGCAUGGCUUGGUGGGCGUGGCUUGGUGGGCGUGGCAGGGGAAGGUUAUUGCAAAAUCCGCAUUUCUUCCCAAUCAGCUAGGAAUUGUGAGGCAGAGAAUAGAGGGGGACGGGGCCAGUCAGAAUUUUUACUACCGGUUUUCCGAACUACUCAAAAUUUCCACUACUGGUUCUCCAGAACUGGUCAGAACCUGCUAGAACCCACCUCUGUUGUGGGUGUGGGCAUAUAAUGUAUAUGGAUUAACACCUGUUGCUUAAAAUCAGUUUUGUAUUCUAAUAAUUGCUUAGGCAAAGCUGGAAGAAAGAUCUGAUUAUUUUUAAAGCGAAUUGUUGAUAGGAUUGCAUCAUUAAUAAAAAUGGAUGGAUACAAA